AUGCAAAGUGCCCAGCCCCAUAACGUUCUCCUAACCGGGGCCUCUGGUUACCUCGGAGGUAGCCUGUUUGCUGGGUUGAAAAGUUCCGGCUUGAGCGGCUGUGACAAGAUCUACGCAUUGAUUCGAUCAGAUGUCCAUAAGGAAGCAGUCCAACAAUACGGCGCUGAGCCCUUGAGCGUGUCCUUGACGGAUGCCAAGGCAGUCAGAGAUGUGGUUAUGCAGAACAAGAUAUCUGUGGUGUUCUAUUUGAUCGACGUUUUCGAAUCGACCGCUCAAAAGAACCUAAUCAAAGCCUUGGGCGACUUGAGGCAGACCACUGGGCAAGAUGUGCAUUUUCUUCACACAUCUGGCGCAAAGAUCUUUUCCAGUGACGCUGGCGCUCCGACAGACAGAAAGCUUUUUGACAUUGACCCCAACCUCUAUGACAUUCACAAAAAGUAA
Messenger RNA from Colletotrichum aenigma, 441 nucleotides. RefSeq lists its product as uncharacterized. The transcript is spliced from 2 exons. The record is from RefSeq and is a predicted model, not a curated record. NCBI's taxonomy places the organism in Eukaryota, Fungi, Ascomycota, Sordariomycetes, Glomerellales, Glomerellaceae. Bases 1 to 441 code for a protein of 146 amino acids.